Tachysurus fulvidraco (yellow catfish) is the source of this 2961-nucleotide messenger RNA. RefSeq lists its product as uncharacterized. The record is from RefSeq and is a predicted model, not a curated record. Bases 1160 to 2260 code for a protein of 366 amino acids. NCBI's taxonomy places the organism in Eukaryota, Metazoa, Chordata, Actinopteri, Siluriformes, Bagridae. The transcript is spliced from 7 exons.
UGAAGUGAGGAAGGGCUGGCUCAGGGGUUAAGGAGCUGGUCACUGAUCAGAAGGUCAGGGUUCACUGGGCCCCUGAACAAGGCUCUUAACCUCAUACAGUAUGCUCCAGGGCUGCCACACAAUGGCUAACCAUGUGCUCUCUAAUAAUUGGUGAUAAGGUAAAAUUGGGCAGUAGUAGCUCAAAUGGUUAAUGCCCUGUGUUGCUGAUCAGAUGAUUGGGGUUCAAGCCCUUUAACGGCUUCUGCUCCAGGGACGCUGUAUCAUGGCUGACCUUGCGCUCUGACCCCAACCUACAAACUUGGCAUAUGCGAAGAAAGAAUUUUACGGUGUAAGGUAUAUGUGUCAAUAGGUGUUCUCACCAAGAUCGAUGAGAGAAAGUGUGGUGCAGGGGAAAUGGUCUCUUAAUGUCAGUUAUGGUUGGUGACUUCAGAAGAAUAAGAGAUUCUCACAAUGUUCUACUUGGUGGCAUCUGGUAGAUAAUCAGAAUGACUGAUUCUGUCUGCUCAAAGGUUUGCAUAUCACAUGCAACUGCAAGUGCUUCCUGAAGACCUCAUGAUUAGUGAUGAAUUCACAUCAGCAGCUCUACUUCCUAAGAAGAAGGAAGAGGACCGGCCUGUACACACCUCAUCUGUUUCUCCAGGCAUGUUCUAGAACCACAGUUGUAGCUGAAGGUGAAUGUCACGGUGAUCCUCUGCUUUAAUGUUUUUGACCGUGCCAUAUAACAUACAUACUGCACAGCUGACCCUAAUACUCUUGGUCUGUUUUAUUGGUUGCCAGUUGUUAUGGUGUCAAACAGCAUUAACAAGGAUCGGGUUUAAUUAGUUUAUUUGAUUAUAUCUGUUUGAAAGCUACUGAUCAGAUGGUUGUUUAAAAGCUUCUGAUUGUAUCUGUUUAAAAGCUUCUGGUCAGCUAGUUUUUUUGAAAAUAUAAGCCUCAGUAACUUGCCAUUUUAAAUGCAUUAAAUAAAAAAAAGAAAUUUCAAACACAAAUCACAUUCAGUCAUUAAGAGGAAAUGAGCAGUGUGAGUCAUAAUAUCCUGUCUAAAAAAAGAAAUUAUGCCACCAUUUAAGCAAUAACAGCUAAAAUAAGUUCAUUAAAACAUUUCCCCGUGUGCUGGAAAGCACAAAAGAAGAGUAGAAGUGAAUUGAAGCUUCAUUCCAUGAUGAAGAUCCUCCUCAUCUUUACCCUCUCCCUAAUAUCAGGUGCAGAGGGCUGUGUUGUGACUGGCUACUCAGGAGGAAGCAUCGCUAUAAUAUCUGAUCUAAACUGGGGUUCAGGACUUAGUAGAUAUAUUUGUAAGCUGGGAUGUAUAUCAUGUACAUAUAUAAUACAUACUGACACCACAGAGAAUUCUGUUCAAGAAGAAAGAUUCAAGCUGUAUAUAAACAGUAAUGGAUUUUUGACAAUGUUAAUAAGGAGGCUGAAACCACAGGAUGCUGGAGUAUACAGAAUAGGAGUAGAGCAUCAGACGCCCAUCGAUGUGAAACUGACUGUUCUUAAUGAUUCUUGUUGUGAUGGACCAAAAACAGUGAAUGUUUUUCCUGGACAGAAUAUCAACAUCAUCUCUUACUAUCCUGUAAUUUACAACCGAGACUACAAGUAUAUCAUGAAACUUGAAAAGGGCAGUGUUUCUGAUGCCAUUCUAGAUACUUACAAUGAGCCCCAGAACAACAGAUUCUCCAUUUCUGAUGACAGAAGUGCUAAAGUUCUCGGUAUGAACAUCAGUAAUGUGACAGAAGCCGAUGAUGGAGUUUAUUUAUAUGGAAUCUACAACAGAAAGAACUCAGUAGAGUAUUAUUCCUUCUUCAGAGAGAUUCGUCUGCAUGGUAGAGCUAAAGCACCGAUAGAAAUUUCAUCUAUGACAACGGAUUUCAAAUCCCCUGUUAACACCACCACCACCACCACCACCACCACCAUCAUCAUCAUCAUCAUAAUCAUCGUCGGUGUGUGUGUGCUGCGGAUUGGAGGAUUUGCACUGUUGGUGAUUUACAAACAGAGACACAAGGGAACUCAAGUUACAAGACCUUCAUCCCAAGACAAUGAACAUGCUCCUUCUGUUUAUGAGAACGACCUGCCUUAUUUGCCCACAUAUGAAAACUUGAACAACAAAAUGAGAUCGAAUGAUAAGAAUCUGGAUUCAUCUACAAACCAGUCCGAUUCAACGUACCAAACACUGGACCCACUCACCAACCAAUCUGAUUCAGGCUACAUGUCUCUAACUCCAUCGACCAAUCACAUUCAUUUACAUUCUUAUUUCUAGCAUUUGCCAUAUUCAGAUUUGUUACAAUAUUAAUAUAUUACAGUUUUAUACAACUGAGAAUUUGAGGGUUAAAAUAUUUGCUCAGGGUAAGCGGCAGUUGGUGAACCUGGGAUUCAAACUCAUGACCUCCCAAUAAGUAGUCCAACGACUUAACCAUUAGGCUACCACAGUGACACUACCUUUGUCGGAAUGCUAUAACUCAGUUUACCAGACACUUCAUUCUUAAUGCAUUUAUUUGUUAUUCUUUUUAUUAUGAUGAAAGGUUAUUAAUUAAAACAUAAUUUGCCUAAAUUUCUAUUGUAUAAGUUUGAGCAUGUUGUUAUUGGAAAAUCCUCACCUCAAGGUUUGAUUACUGAUCACUGCUUACUAAUAACUGAUUAUUUACCAAUAACAGCAGACUUUACUGUGUUUUAUAUUAUACUUACCACAUUGCUUUUUCUUUUACCGGGUUUUUAUGUUAACUGUGUAACUUUUGAAAUGUUAUUUAAUGUGAAAACAAAUGCUGUACAUAUCAUCUGUGUGAAUGAAAUGUUGGUGAUGCGGUGAAAUGGUUUAACUGACCAUUAUGAGUUGGUGAAGAUUGUAUCAUAACACCUGAGUGAAAGUUUUUAUUGUGUACAUGUCAGUAUUAUAAGUGUAUUUGCAUAUGAAGUGAAAUUUGACUGCAAUUCAAAUAAUAAAAAAACCUGUAUUAUUGUUUA